This is a messenger RNA of Trematomus bernacchii (emerald rockcod), 2189 nucleotides long. It is a transcript of the gene fip1l1b, whose product is annotated as FIP1 like 1b (S. cerevisiae). Lineage: Eukaryota; Metazoa; Chordata; Actinopteri; Perciformes; Nototheniidae. The record is from RefSeq and is a predicted model, not a curated record. Bases 1 to 1686 code for a protein of 561 amino acids. Gene Ontology annotation, molecular function: RNA binding. Gene Ontology annotation, cellular component: mRNA cleavage and polyadenylation specificity factor complex. The transcript is spliced from 16 exons.
AUGUCUGCGGAGGAAGCGGACAAAACAGGCACCACUGAUGCCAGCGGUGGAGAUGAGGAGGAAGAAUGGCUAUAUGGAGAUGAGUGUGAGGACAAAGACGAGGACGAGGAAGCCAAACUGAAUGCUGCUGUCAGUGCACCUGCUGAUGCCUCCACAGAGGAUGCUGCUGAACACGCUACAGGGAAUGGAGUGGCCUCUGAGGCGACAGGGGAGGGCGAGGGUGAAGGUGAAGGCGUAACAGAGGAUGUUGAUAGUGGCAGUGACAGUGAUGAUGACGACGAUGAUGUCCGUGUCAUUAUUGGAGACAUUAAAACUGGAGCACCACAGUACACAACUUAUGGAGCUCCCCCUGUCAAUCUCAACAUAAAGACGUCAGGCUCCAGACCUUAUGGACAAGCCUCCAAGAUGAAAGGAGUGGAUCUGGACGGACCUGGAAACAUAAACGGGGCUCCAGUGCUGGAGGCAGACAUGGAGACCUUUGAAGAGAAACCCUGGAGGAAGCCAGGAGCGGAUCUGUCAGACUACUUUAACUACGGCUUCAAUGAAGACACAUGGAAGGCUUACUGUGAAAAACAGAAGAGGCUGCGCAUGGGCCUGGAAGUCUCUACCGUCAGCUCUGUGGCGAGCAAGAUCACCGUUCAGCAAGGCAGGACAGGCAAUGACAAGGACAUAUGCGUUUUGCCUGUUCACACCUCCAAACCAGACUUCACAUCUCCUCUCAACAUGUACAAGCCCGUUGUCAGUCAGGUCAACAGGAUCUCUCCCCCUCAGUGGCCCGGCCCGCCUCCUCCUCAGGACAUGUCCUAUUAUACGAAGACGAGUGGUACGAUAGAUGUGAUUGGUGGAGGAACGGCCACCAUCAGCAGGGUUGAAGGCCGACGCAGACACAACCUGGAAGGCAACAAUAUCCAGGUGAUCUCUGAAAGUACAGACUCUGAGCCCACUCAGCCGGCUAAGAUCCCCCCGUUCUUCCCCCCCGGGGGCCUUCCACCCAACAUACCUCCUCCUCCAUUCCUCCCUCCACCACCAAACGUCAACUCUGCACCCCCACUCAUCCCCCCACCCAGGUUACCCAUUAAUGUCCCUCCUCCUGGUUUUCCUCCUCCCCCCAGUGGGCCCCCUCCUACAAUCAUCCCCACUCUGGACAGUCACUCUGGAGGUUAUGACGGACGCUCUGUCCCUCCCUACCCGUUCCCUCAAGGUGCGUACCCUCCACCCAUGGCUGGAAAUGUGCCUCCUCCUUGGCCCCCCAUGAUGGACAACUCCAAGCCCUGGGACUACUAUCCCCGUCGAGAAGACAAGAGAGAGAAGGAGAGAGAGCGGCCCCGAGAGAGGACACAUGAGCGGGAGAGAGAGAGGGAGCACAGCCCGUCAGCUAUGGGCUACACCAGCGAAGAGGAGCGGUAUCGUUACCGUGAGUACCAGGAGCGCGGUUAUGCAGGAGAGCGACAUCGUGAGCGCUCGAGCCGAGAGAAAGAGGAGGGGCGCCACAGAGAGAGGCGGCACCGAGAGAAAGAGGAGGGGCGCCACAAGUCCUCUCGCAGCAGUAGCAGGAGGAGGCACGACAGCGAGGAGGGCGACAGCCACCGGAGGCACAAACACAAGAAGAGCAAGAGGAGCAAGGAGGGCAAGGACGCCGGCGAGGAGAUCAGCGCAGACCAAGAGAACCAGCCGGGCAUGGAGUAGUGAUCCCCUCCUCCUCCUGUCUCCCUCUCUCCCUCCGUCUGUCUGUCUCCUGUCCUGUCUCUCCGGUUGCGUCUCCCUACCAAGAGGAAAAAGGAGAGGAUGAGCACAGACCAACAAAACCAGGGAGUGGUGAUUGAUGCGUCCUGUCACUUCCCUCUCCAUCAAUCUCAAUUCCCCUGCAUCCUGCUGUCGGUCACCUCACCAUCACUUCAGGCAGAGAGUGGAUGGAGCGGAGAGGUGGUGAAGGAAGCAUGGUCGUCGUUUUUACAUCCGUCUUUCCAUCACCAGCCCACCCAACACGGCAUCAAUGUGUCUCCAUCCCCCUCAGAGCACUGCUAUGACAGAUAGGUCAUGCUCAGAGACCUCCGUGUAUCGUCAGGACGACCAUCAGAUUUAGCUCUUCUUUCUUUUCUCUGUUUGUUUGUUUGUUUUUGUCCCGUAUGAAGACAUCUAUAGAGAGCUGUCACUUUGUUAAGUUCAAUUAAAAAAAACUUUUGAUAAGA